CCUUUCUAUAAUCAAGACUUAACUUGUUUUCUGUUGUUUUAAUUAAGUUACUUUAAGUUAAGUUACUAACUGUUUGUCAAGUCCCUAUGACAAUAUCACUUUUAAGUCUUUUAGUAAAAACCCUUAAAGUGACAAAAGUCUUCCUCUGGGAAGUGACAUCAUUUUGGUGGGAAAAGAACAAUCGCACCUAUAACUAUUACUUCUGUGUUAAUCAUAAUGAUUUAAAAUGAUAAAUGUUCUGAAAUGAGAAGUGUCAAAUCGUGAUCGUAGCAUGUUUAAACAUAUUUCGACGUUUUCUGUACCCUUUUACAGAAACAUUUGCUUAACAACACACCCAAAAAAUAUAGAUUAAGUUACAAAGUUCAAAUAAGUAGCUACUGUAAUAAUGACCCCAUGUUAUAUUUAUCAAGAUCACAAACAAACAAAGUUCUCUUUUAAAACUUCUUUAACACUGUAUACAAAGCCAAAUAUUUUAUAUGUAAAUACUUUUAAAGGCACAGCGCUAAUGCCCCCGCCCCUCAUGUAAUAUGUUAAUUAGAAGGGCGUGGUCUGCAGACAGUAGCCAAUGCUACUGUUGCUGGAGGGCUGAGCGGACAUGUCUUCCUCUCCUCCCGUUUCCUUCGGAUGGUGUUCUCAGACUGGGCUGAAACCUGAGUCUCUACGGCGAGUUGAGACCAAUAACCAGCCCGUAGGAGGGCAGCUGUGAGUUCAUGAAAUGUGUAUCGGUCAAUGCGCUCUAUCCGGCCGCUAGAAGCGCGACUAUGGCCUAUUAUUUGUGUGACAUUAGAUAAAGGGAGUGCACCUUGCUUCGGAGAGCAUGGAGGUGACGUAUGCUGCAGUUUGAUGCGUAGAAACAUUGCUCACGAAUAAAGAUGGAUUUACCUCGUCGUUUUCCGGACCCGCUUCUCCACCCGAUGUUGUUCAAUGAAUCCGCGGCACCCGUCGGUAUGAAUGAAGCGUGUGCGGCUGGGAGCGGAGCCGGCGCCAUGGCAACCAGUGCGUUGAGGAACGAUUUGGGCUCCAACAUUCAUGUGUUAAAAACACUAAAUCUCCGCUUCCGCUGCUUCCUUUCCAAAGUCCACGAGUUAGAGCGCAGAAAUAAGUUAUUGGAGAUCCAGCUGCAGCACGCCCAGGAGCAGUCCCGGUACCGACUGCUGUUUUCCCGGGAUCAAGCGGUCCAGACGAACCUCGAGCUGCCUUACUCAGACGCACUGUGUCAGUCGAGAUUCCCCGGUAGAAUCUGGAGCUUCUCACACACCGCCCGAUACGGAGGACGCUUUGAGACUCAUCAGGGGCCAGGAGUGUCCUGGACUCAUCCCGACGGUGUCGGGGUUCAGAUCGACACCAUCACACCUGAACUCAGGGCCUUGUACAAUGUUUUGGCCAAAGUCAAGCGCGAGAGGGACGAGUACAGGAGAAAAUGGGAGGAGGAGGUGUCUAAACGUCAGCAGAUGGAGUCUUUGGUGGAGACAUUACAGGAGACUGUUCAGUCAUCUGAGGCUGUGCAGGGAGAACUGAAUGAGAGGAUGGAACGUCUUAAAACAGAGCUGGUGGUCUUCAAAAGCCUCAUGCCUCAUGAUGAAGUGUCUGACUUGGACAGUAAAAUCCAGGAGAAAGCCAUGAAGGUUGAUAUGGACAUCUGCAGGCGCAUCGACAUCACAGCCAAGCUUUGUGACGUUGCACAGCAGAGGAACUCCGAGGACAUGAGCAAGAUAUUUCACGGCAGCCCAUCAAGAGCUCCUCCCGAACAGAAAGGGGGGAUGGCAGUAUGCAGGAGGAAGGAGUAUAAGGGUGAAUCAGAGGAGCAGGGUGUGGAGACUGAUGGUGAUUCUGGUCAAAAGGAGGAGGAUGUGCCUGCUUCUCUCAACAUCACUGAUGAGAUGAAGAGGAUGCUCAACCAGCUAGGUUGCUCAGCUAAUUGGUUUGUUGGCAGGCGGGAAACGUUCGAGUUUGACGAUGACUGUGACAGUCUGGCGUGGGAGGAGACGGACGAGACGCUUCUGCUUUGGGAGGAUUUCAGUAACUAUAACAGUUUGAACGCUGCCACAGCUUCCUGCACAUCUGACUCUCACGGAGAGACACAUGAGCAGGAUCGAAGUCUAGGAAGUCUCAUAAACGAAACCGAGUCCCUCUUUAAGACCAGAGAGCAGGAGUAUCAGGACACCAUCGGUCAGAUUGAGCUGGAAUUGGCCACAGCCAAGAAUGACAUGAACAGACACCUGCAUGAGUACAUGGAGAUGUGCAGUAUGAAGAGAGGGCUGGACGUACAGAUGGAGACCUGCAGGAGGCUCAUCCAAAGCACAGCCACCACCGGCAGACAGUCGCCCUCCCUGAGCUCUGUGGCCAGCAGUGAUUCAGGAAACACCGAUGACAUCCAGGACGAGCUGGAGCCUGAUGGAGCGAGAGAUGGAGAGAAAGAAGGGGCGGUAGAGAUGAAUGGAGAAGUUAGAUGAUGAUCAGCCCUUCAUCAUUCUGGUUUCUCUGCUUCUUUGUGAAGCAGUCACUCUUUUACAUGUCUGGUGACUUUUUCUUACACACUACAGAUGAGUGUGGAAUUUGAGAUUCCCACAGAGCAAGUAUUGGUGCUUUAUAUGCUGUCUUAGAGCAGGACUUGCCGAAAUAAAGCGGUUCCCUCUUCAUCAGCACUGCCAAGGCAUGGCUCCAUAGCUAUUUCUCACUAGCUUUAACUGAGGUCACACACUUUAUAAUAUGAUGAAUGCCAUAUAUAAUAAUGCAUACUAAAAUAUAUAAAUAAUACAAUAUUUUAUUAUAUAAUAGUAUGACAUACUUAUUAAAUACACCAUUUCUGCUAUCUGUAUUGCUCAUUUGUUUACAUAAAUCUGAAAGGGAAGUUACACAACCACAAUCAGUUUAAAUAACAGAUUAAAACCCAUUAUAAAGGAAAGUAUCACUCUACAUCAAGCUCUGGAAUAGGUUCAGGCUUUUAACAUCACAGUAGUCAAUAGAUCAGCCAUGCAGUGUGCUUCCCAAAAAUAUCUCUGCUCCGAAUCAGUUCAGAUGUUUUCAUCACGUGCAAUUGUUGCUGAACUUAACCACUGUGCACUAAGAUCUAUGCAAUAAUCUGGACUGGACUGGCAUUGUAUUCUGUGAUUCUCUUUGCUGGAGACAGAUUCAGUAUGUGUGAGGUGAUUCUCCUUAAGGGCAGUUUUUCCCUUGUUUCUUUGUAUUGGCUCUUUCAGUGUUGGAGAGUAGCAGUAAAAGCCAAACUCAUGUGCCUACAAAUAUGCUGUAUACAGUGUCUUAGUUGCCUUAUAUUUUUCUCUGAAUAUUUUGAGGACAUGCUUUUGCUCUGUUAUAGACCAUUAAAUCCUCAAUCAUAUCCUAUUCCUGAUGAUGUCGAAUUUAUGUCUAAGAUGUUAAAUGGUGUAAAAUAAGGUUUUGGAUGUCCUUAGGUGUUGGGAGGUUUGGUCAAGCUGCAAAAUAGCUACUGAAAAUGUAGCUAUUACUUUUAGUUCAAUAUGUGGGUCAUACUCGGGAAAAUAUGCUAUUUGUGCUAAAAAUUCUUACUUUUUUUAGUUUCCAAAAUAAUAAUAGGUUUACAUUUAUCAAAGUACUUAUACUAACCCUAAAGCGCAACGUUAUUUCAACCACAUCACAAUGAAAAAAUCCAAUUGAUGUACUUAUGAUAGAGAACUGAGUAGAUUCUGUAGAUUUAGUAUCACUCAGUUUCAUUGUGCCUUGAAAUAUAUUUAUAAAAUAAAAAAUAGCUAAUAAUAUUAAUAAUAACAUUUUGUCAGAAAGAAAAAAUGUGACAUGGGAGUGCAAAUUCUGCAUUUCCCAGAAAAUGCAUGAGUCUUUUUAAAAUACGACAGUGAAAGCAUAUGUAAAUUUCAAUAAAAUACUAAUUUAGUCUAAACAAAAAUAAAUUAUUUUUUAUUCUAAGUGUAAUAGUGAUCAAAUUUCCAGGCAUUUCAUUAAAAAGCAAACAUUUAAAAUUAAAAAUGUUUAAAAAAAAAAAAAAUAAAGGAAACUGUAUAUUUUGUUUUACAAACAGUCAAACUGAUUGAUUGAUGUGACUGAAGAAGCACACUAUGUCAUCACUUCCUAAGAAUGACCCACACUGUCCCCCUCACCAAAAUAUGUUUUUGGCUUAUUAUUCAAGAGGUGGCCAGAAAAAUAGAAAUAGAAAAUUAUUGUACAUUAUUUAUUUCUUUUAUUCUACAUGUGUAAUUCAGUUUUCAAAAUGGAUGUUCAUGUUAUCAUACAACUUGUUUUGUUAAAUAUAUUUUUGUUACCUUCGUUUUUCACUUGAUUAACAUGUAUUGAUUGAUUGAUAAAAACAGUAUCUGGGUGAAUGAGGUUUGCUAUUAUUGUCUUUUUAAUUAAUGGAAACGAAUCAUUCCAUAUUUUACUAUCCUAUAUUUGGGUAUUCAGAUGUUAUAUGUUGAUACAGUUUAUGAUUUAAUAUUUCUUGCCUUAAAUGUGGGUCAUUCUAAUAAAAUGUAUUAGUUUGUGCUGUAUACUAAAGAAAUCAGCUGACUGAUCUUGUGCUGAAAUCAGCGUGUCUGAGAAUAUCUGGAAAUGAGAGUUUGUUUUUGGAAAUCUGGAGGACUAUGCAAGUCUUAUGGAACUGUAGUUUGAUUUUAUGCUGGUUUUGAAUAAAAAAGUUUGCCUUUUCA
This is a messenger RNA of Cyprinus carpio (common carp), 4640 nucleotides long. RefSeq names its product intermediate filament family orphan 2-like. Lineage: Eukaryota; Metazoa; Chordata; Actinopteri; Cypriniformes; Cyprinidae. The record is from RefSeq and is a predicted model, not a curated record.